GCCACCAACAAUAUCAAUCCCACCACCAUAGACCUCGCCAGAUAUAUCGCCCGCAGCCAGCUCGUUACAACGGGAUUGAUGGCCUUUAAUGACAAGCCUGAGAAUUACUGGGCUUGGAAAUCCUCCUUCCAAAAUGCCAUAGCAGGCCUGGGCCAUUCACCCGGAGACGUGCUAGAUCUUUUGAUAAAAUGGCUUGGAAAAUAAUCCUCGGAGCAGGCAACAAGAAUUAAGGCUGUCAACAUGAGGAAUCCAUCAGUAGGUUUGAUGAUGGUUUGGCAGAGGCUCGAAGAAACUUAUGGUUCACCUGAGUCUAUUGAGCAUGCCCUCUUUACCAAGCUUGAGAACUUUCCCAGGAUCACCAUCAAAGAGCCAUACAAGCUACGUGAGCUCAGGGACCUUCUGACAGAAAUCGAAGCGGCAAAGUUCGAUGGGUAUCUACCUGGUUUGUCUUACCUUGAUACCUCCAGGGGAGUUGCACCGAUUGUUGAGAAGCUUCCUCAUAACAUCCAGGAAAAGUGGACCAACAUUGGAUCCAAUUAUAAACGCCGCCACCGCAUCCCUUUCCCCCCAUUUCGAGUGUUUGCCGACUUUAUCCGCACGGAGGCAAAAACUAGAUCGGAUCCCAGCUUCAAUCUUUGCCUCUCUCGUCCAGCAAUUGUCCAUAGGGAAAAAAUAGAGAGACAUGGUAAAACUCUUGUCUCCGUCCACAGGACACAAGCAUCUCCAACAACUCCUGAGACACAGAAAUCCAGUGAUCCAUCCAAGCUGUGUCCCAUUCAUGCUAAGAUUCAUCCAUGAAAGAAGUGCAGAACCUUCAGAGAAAAGAGCCUGGAAGACCGCAAACACUUCCUUAAGGACCGUUCCAUUUGUUUCCGCUGCUGCUCCUCCACAAGUCAUUUCGACAAGAACUGUAAAGCAGAAGUGAAUUGUACUGAGUGCGACAGUGACAGACACCUCUCUGCUCUACAUCCAGGCCCAGCCCCUUGGAAGUCCAAGCCAUCUUCCCCCGCAUCUGAGUAUGGCGGGGAGGAAGAGGUAUCGAUAAACCAGGAGAUCACCUCCACAUGCACAGAGGUGUGCGGUGAUGGGGUCAGCGCGAGAGCAUGUGCUAAGAUAUGUCUCAUUUCAGUCUGUCCAGAAGGACGCCGCCAAGAGGCACGCAAGAUGUACACCAUCUGAGAUGAAAAGAGCAACUGUUCUCUCGCAACAUCUGAGUUCUUCAAUAUCUUUGGGAUCAAAGGAAAUCUCAAGCCAUAUACACCUCAGACAUGUGCCGGGCUCAAGCAGACUGCAGGUAGAACAGCCUGCGGUUACAUGGUGGAGUCUGUGGAUGAGAAGACAUUGCUCCCUCUUUCUCCACUCCUAGAAUGCAAUCAAGUGCCUAACAACCGUGCCGAGAUCCCCACUCCCAAUGCUGCGCGUCACCACAGCCAUCUCAGAUGCAUUGCCAACGUGAUUCCUCCACUGGACCCAAACGCCAAAAUACUGCUCCUAUUGGGAAGAGAUAUUCUGCAAGUGCAUAAAGUGAGGAAACAAAUUAACGGUCCCAACAAUGCCCCGUUGGCCCAGAAGCUAGAUCUGGGAUGGUUAGUUGUCGGUGAUGUAUGUCUUGGUGGAGCACAUAGACCUACCCAAGUGGACACCUACAAGACCUGUAUUCUAGGAAACGGUCGACCUACUUACCUAACACCAUGCACGAGCCAUGUUAUAGUGAAGGAGAAGUUCACCUACUCAUCUCUUUGUGAGGAUGAUCCAGAGUUGAAGUCCAUGGCCGGUCUACAGGAGACCACAUGUGGACAGAACCUGGGGCAGUCAGUCUUCCAUCGUACUGCCAGUGAUAACGACCUAGUACCAUCAUUUGAUGACUGGAGGUUUCUCCAGAUUAUGGAUGACCAAUGUUACCAAGAUAACUCAAAUACCUGGGUCGCACCUCUGCCAUUUCCGUCACCCAGGCAGCGUUUGCCCAAUAAUCGAGAGUACGCUAACAACAGGCUCACUUCUCUCCGACGGACUUUGGAAAAACGAGCACAGAUGAAGGCGCACUACUUGGAGUUCAUGGACAAAAUGCUCAGCAAUCAGCAUGCUGAAGUAGCCCCACUACUCAGAGUUGAUAAAGGGUGUUGGUAUCUUCCCUCAUUCGUAGCCUACCAUCCCAAGAUCAAAUUAAUGUGGUGUUUAACUCCAGCGCACCAUUUGAGGGGGUUUUGUUUAAUGACGUGCUGCUCAAAGGACCUGAUCUCAACAACAGCUUACUAGGAGUCCUCAUGGGAUUCAGGAGGGAAUCAGUGGGAGUCAUCGCUGACAUUCACCACAUGUUCCACAGUUUCGUUGUGAGAGAAGACCAUUGAGAUUUUCUACGCUUCCUGUGGUAUCGUAACAAUAAUCCACAGAGUGACAUGGAGGCAGAGUGGAUCAAGUGGAGGGACUUGCUCCAGGAUCUACAGAAGCUACAGAUUCCACGCCCCUACACCACAUUCGCAAAGUUGAGCAUGCUACAAAAGGAGCCUUGUCUGUUCUCAGACGUAUCAGUCAAGGCCAUUGCCCCUGUUGCCUAUCUGAGGGUCACCACCGAAGACGGAAUAAUGGAGGUGGGAUUCAUCUUUGGGAAAGCAAAGCUGGCAACCCAGCCAGAGCUCACUGUUCCAAGACCGGAAUUGUGUGCAGCGGUCCUGGCUGUCAAAAUCGAAGGAGAUGGAAUUAUCAUUUGACGACAUCAUCUACCACACGGACAGCAAAGUAGUGCUGGGGUACAUCUGUAACCGGUCAAGGCGGUUUUACACAUAUGUCAACAGCCAUGUCCAACGUAUCCAUCAGUUUUCGUCAUCUCAUCAGUGGAGGCUUGUUCCCACGGAUGACAUCCCAGCUGACCCCGGAUCACGGUCCAUCCCAGAAGCUCUACACUGCACUACCACCUGGCUGUCAGGACCAGCAUUUCUCAAGAGACCACGUACCUGCAAUGCUUUACCUCAAGAGACCUUUGAGGUCACGGAGCCAGAUCUAGAUAGUGAGAUCCAUUCUCUUGCAACUAACACGACACAGGUCCUUACUGUGCUGAACCACUCAAGAAAUGAGUGGCCCAUGGCAAUCAUCUCAAAGACUUUUCCAAGUCAGGAUGGGAAGGUUCAGAGAGUGGAAAUCAGAAUCUUCAAGGAUGGAGGCCAGAAGCUCUACGUCCGCCCAAUCACCGAAGUGGUUCUCCUCCUGUCUCCCGAGGACUCUGGGGGUUAAAUGGGAGAUUUGCAUGGGGUCAGGAGGGGAGUGUGCUGGACCGCAUUCUGUUUACAUGCAUUGAUGCCACCUGCUGGAUAUUCCGUGUUCCAACAGCUUUGAGUUACGUUUCCUGUUAUACAGGAAGUUAUCAUAACAAGGAUGUUCAGCUCAGGGAGGGUAUCUCAUGGUGUUUAGACAAUGUAAUUCCCAGUGUGUAAUCUAUCGCCAUUCUACCCCACAGAAUUUGUUAGACGCAAUGUCUGAAUGAUGAAAAUGGCAACUUGGUGCCACAUGAAGUCAAUGGGAACGAUCCCAUUUUCCCUGACACACCCGAAAACAAUCAGAUGUUCUCUAGCAUCUUCCAGUUCUCC
Molecule: messenger RNA, 3581 nt
Organism: Leucoraja erinaceus (little skate)
Lineage: Eukaryota; Metazoa; Chordata; Chondrichthyes; Rajiformes; Rajidae
Product: coiled-coil domain-containing protein 3-like
Exons: 2
Coding region: 1315-2256 (313 amino acids)
Biological process (GO): negative regulation of gene expression
Cellular component (GO): extracellular region
Source: RefSeq, a predicted model, not a curated record